Molecule: messenger RNA, 5067 nt
Organism: Durusdinium trenchii
Lineage: Eukaryota; Dinophyceae; Suessiales; Symbiodiniaceae
Source: the annotation of a GenBank genome assembly
AUGCUGAUCGACGGAAUGGAUCAAGCGAAGUUUCGCUGUCCUCGCAACCUUCGAGCCUCCGCCACUUUCGCGAAUCUGUCGCGGCCUCCUCUGCACAUGACAGGAUGCGUCCUGAUCGGGGUGGUUGAAACGUUUUACUUGUUGGAAGCCGACACCAAGAAGGACAGCAACAUGGUAGCAACGUGCCUCGCUCACUGCCUUGACAAAGGCCGACGCGCACUUGAGCUCAAGGGUGCAGGUUACGGCUUGCCGCGCCACCUGAUCAUCGCUGCAGACAAUUGCAGCCGUGAGAACAAGAACAUGCACCUCGCCACCUUCGGCGCCUAUCUGAUCAGCAAGGGUCACUUUGACAGCGUGGAAUUUCAGUUUAUGCUCACAGGCCACACGAAGAAUGAGUUGGACCAGCGAUUCAGCUCUGUUGCCACCACUUUGAGACAAGCAAGUACACUUGAGAGCCCAAGCCAAUUUUCCAAUUGGCUUUCAAGUCACUUGGAGCCAGUCUUGGGCUCCCAGUUGUGCGUCGAAGUUUUGAGCGCGACGUGGGACUUCCAGUCCUGGUUCGCCUCCUUUCAGUUGUCUAUGAAAGGAUUGACCGCUACGCAUUUGGAGCCGGACACGAACCACUGUUGGAGGAUGAUGUUGCGAAAGAAUUUGGAACCUCAUGCUACAGUUGUUUGCCACAAUUCUGCCUGGAGCGAUCUGCCUGAGGAUCCAAACGAUGUGGUUCUUCUCAUGCUACCUGCGCAUCUACACAAGAAGUUGAAACAGGAUGAUUUGCAGGUCAGUGAACGCAGGAAGUGGAGCGAGGAGGUCUUGAUUGACUACCGCAAGGCGGCCAAGGCCGUUGCUGCGGAUCCUUGGAGGCUUUUUGAGGCUCAGAAAUGGUUGGAAGAUUUGUGUGAUGAGAACCAGGCCAUGACUGAGAAGCAGCCUCCUUUGCUUGCAAUGGUCCACGAGGAUGGCCAGUUCCAGGAUCAUUGCUUGCUCCCGGAUUUCGAAGACUUGUUCAUAGAAGAUCCAAAGCCGCGUGAAAUCAAAGUAGGCAAGGGCAAAGCCAAGGCAGCGCCAAAGAAGAGACCUGCAGCUGCUGUUGAGCGCGCUGCUGAGGACCCCACGCCCUACAAGCGGCCUGCUGCUGCGGCUGGAGUUUUGAGGCGACCUGCUGCGGGCGAAGCGAUGUCUGAGGGUGAAGCAGGUGUUGAAGGCCCAGCCGCUCGUGAGGCUGAUCAUCCGCCUGCUGACGAUCAAGCUAGAGCUUUUGAUAUGCCAAAGCCUGCAGCUGCAGUCAUGAAGCGCCCUGCCCGGCAUGUGAAACAACAUGUGGCGAAGCGCCCUGCCUCCCUGGCAGACUCAGAACUAGAUGGCUCUGAGAAGAACCAGGAAGGGCAAACUUACCAGGAUUUUGUCGCUGACUGCGCCCUUGAAUACCGCGAGUACAAAGAUGACACCACGUCCUACAAGACUUUCAACCCAGAGACUGGGAAGCAUGAGAGCGUGAAGCCCGACAGCUGGGAUGUUUUUCUUGCCAGUGCCUUGGCGGAGGGCGGUUGGAAGAAGACUUGUGGAGUGUGGUGGGCUGCGAAGCAAACCCUUUACAUCGUGGACAAGCUAGAGAAGGAACGAAAACGAGCAAAGACUGUGAAGCUGGAGAGCAGUGGCACUGAGCCUACUGAUGAUGAUGGCGGAGAGGAUGUGGAGAUGCUUGCGCACGCGCCCUUGGAACCCAAUCAGAAGUGGGUUGACAUGAUGAAGGAGGCAUUGGAUGGGCAGCCAGGUGGACCAGCGGUGUACCUGACCAAGCUGUUUCCGAGCGAUGUGGAGAAGACAUCUUUUUCGAAGUGGUUGUUCCCUGAGCGCUCGGACAUUUGCUACCACCACAAGUCAGAGAUUCCCCACGUGCAAGAGCAGCAAAUGGCACAAACGCCACCACUCGCUUUGCACAUUGCUGCAUUUGGUUGGGAGGAUGGAUGUGGCGUCAAGCCACCCCCUGGGCGAGACCUUGCUUUGCAGCUGAUGGAUUGGUUUUGCAAAGAUGGCUUUGUCACCAGUGGAGAACCCAUUCUCAUAGCUCAGCCUCUUGGCCUUCAGACAAGUGUGUUGGAGGCGCCUUGGCAAGGUUCUGAUGACACCUCUGCAGAUCAAUGCUUGAAACCAUUCACAGUUGGAUACAUCAAGGGAAGAGCCCGCAUGACCUCCAUCUUGGCGCUGCUUGGCUUGAUCUAUUCCCACGAGGAGUCCUUCGACUUCAGGUCCCAGUGGCCCCAGCUCUAUGACUCUCUUUCUGUGAUUUGGGUUCAUCACUUGCGGCAAAGCACGAAGGAAGACGAAGUCCUUUGCAACAUGAAACUUAGCAUGCGUGGAAGCCUGCGGAAAGCAUGCAAUGUGGUGCAAAUGGCUUCGAUGAUCAAGAGGCUGAUGGCUGAAGGGGGAACUGACUACCCUUCCUUUGUCCGGCGAUUCAACAGCCAAACCGUGCAGUCCCACCAGAUUCGAGGAAGGAAAGCCGCUGCCCUCAAGCUCCUUUUCGAAUCAGACGUCUUGGACGCAAUCCUCACGCACGUCAACAAUUUGGGCUGGCCUGACUCCGCGUGGACAGAGGAGAACUUGUCCUCAAAACGGUUGUUCACUGGCCACCAGUUCCCAGCCAAAACCAAGAAAUGGAUGUGUCGUGUGCGGGUCACUGAUGAUUCUUUGAGGCUUAUGACUUCCCGCGUUCAUUUCACCAAGGAGCACCCAGUGCCCAACAUGCCGAGCAAGAAGGACGACUCAGGUGCGAUGGAGGCUGUGGCUGAGAAGGCUGCAGCCUUGACAAGUCUGGCAGCUGAGUUCUGCUCAGAGCACCCGGUCAGCAUUGAGGUGGUCCGGGAGAAAGUCUUGGAAGAGUGGGCGCGCGGCUGCGAGCGCAUUGAUUGUGAGCUCACUGCGGCUUUGCUUGAGAAGAAUGAGGGGUUCCAGGUUGGCCAGUCAAUGCCAUGCUUCAAAGCCUUGCUGGAAGACAAUAUCUUCAAAGCGCCGGUGUCAUCAACUCAGGAGGUGGCUUUGAGAUCUGCUCUCAAGAAGGAUGAGUACGAGAUGGUGAUCAAGAAGAUGGACUACGACAGGAAGGUCUAUGAAAUCUGGCAGCAGAAAUGCACCUCAGUCAGCGUUGCGCGGCAGCAUGCCCGACAGGAGCAUUUUGUGGCUGAGCAUGCCAAGGUGGUUGAGUCUGUGGAGGGGUUUGUUGAUGGCUGCGUUCGGUUGCCGUGCUGGGAGAACAUGAAGGGCGCAGACUCAUUGAUCCCACAGAUCUUGGCCUUCAGACAGGACAUGCUGAAGAAGCUUCGGACCCAGUCCACUGCGGCAGUAGAUGUGCCAACCGUAGUGCUCAUGAAUUGGACGGCGCCUUGUUUGUUGGCAGCCAGCCGACAAAAGGAUCAUUCAAAUGUCCUUGCAUGGGCGCUGCAUGACAACACCAACUCAUGCGGCGUGAUCUUCUCCCCAACCUUCUCGUGGAACAAGGGCAAAACUUUCUUGGAGGAGCACGCAGCUAUGCAAGUCUUGCUCUCAGGUGGCCACAACCUUGACUUUCAGUUCAGCCUCCUGUUCAGCGAGCGGUGCGACCAAAGGGAUACUCGGCCUUUACUGUAUCCUGCCAGGUUUGCUUUUCCAGGAUACGUCGUUGACCUCCAGAAGUCCAACCUCUUUUUCCAGAGUGAACUUCGAAAAGCAGGACGCACGGAGCCUUGCAAGCAGCUGCCCGCCAAGGACUUGAAGGAAAUGGAGGAUUUGGCGGCUGACUCUUUGCCAACUUCCACCAGCUCAAAUUUCAUCUCGGGCGCCGCAAAGCAUUGCCAACUUGGCCUUCCAGCCGCUGAGGAAGUCAUCCGCAAGAUUUUUGCUGGUCCAGAUUUAGAGCAAGUGCCUGCAGUGAUUGUGCUAGAUUUGUUUCCGCGGGUUGGAGACUUCACCCAUGCAUUUUGCAAGGUGCGGAGCAGCAUCCCUGGGACUUCCAUCUUUUACGUCGGCGUUGUAGAGAAGGCGAAGGACUUGGAGUGGCUGCGGGUGAGCUUGGUUGAUGACCUUGUUGAGAAGGCAAAAGGCGGGCAGUUUCAGUUCCCCGGCCAGCGUGCCUACCAGAAGGACAUUCCCUCAGACCUUUUGGAGGCGUUGCCCCAGUUUCCCAUCCUGAACUUGUUGGUCACUUCAGGUGAGGGUGAGUUUCGAAAGCUGCAGAUCCCCAAGCCCUUGGUUCAGAAAUGGCGCACUGAUUCGGAUUUUGGGGAUGAAUUUGGAACUUGGUUGGACAACUUCUGUGAGAAGUACAGUGUCGCUGAGAAUGAGCAGACUUCGCAGACAUCUCCAAACAAGAACAAGCGUGACGGUGAGGAGCCAGAGAACCCAACACCCGUCAAGAAGAACAAGGUCGAGGAGGUUGGCCCAGAGUUCAUCCUGGCAAAUGACAAGGUGCAAGAGACACUCCUUUUUGAAGCAAAACUGCAGGGCAAGGAUAGUCUCAGUUUCCAGAUUCGGACAGGCCACCAACUCUUUGUUGUGAAUUCCACCCCGAGCGAGCUGUCAGUGAAGCCUGGCACCGCACUGGUGGGAUUUGGUCGGGGGAGCUUCAAGUUGGUCAAGGACAACGAAGUGUUGAGUGAGAAGGCCAUGGUCUUCGAAAUGUCUUCUGAGUCGCUUGUGUCUUUGAAUGGUGUGGUCAGCACAGUGUCCGAGGUCUUGGCGAAGCAAAGGGAAACUAAACCCUCUGCGGAAGUUUGCUACCACAAGGCCACUUUGGUUCCAGACAAGCUUGGCGUCUAUGACUUUCGGGUCACCCACAAAGUCGCUUUCGUGCCUGCUGCCGCUGGAAAGAAUGAUGCUGACCAAGGCUCUGGCACUGGAAAGGAUGAUCCGGUCAGUGCCUCCAACAUUGCAGCCCGUGAGCCUUCUUCGACCUUUCAGGGCAUGCACUCCAUGAGCCUGGUUUGGCACGUGAAAUGGACGGUGAAAGGGUUGCAGCCAGUGAAAGUCAUGCUCCAUUGCAUGAAGCAGUUGGUGCUUCCUGCCGGUCAGUGCUGCAAGGUCAGGACCUGA